AUGCAUCUCAUCAAACAAGCCGCACUUUGGGACAAAUUCCUUGAGGAAAACCCGCAAAUAGAGUUUGUCUGGGUCCAGUACCACUCUUUCAGAGCAACCUUUCUCGUCCAAGUCCUGCCUGUCGCAGGUUUUACAAAAUUGGUCUAUGAAGAUCAGCCAGUCGCACUAACCAGGACCGCUCUAUUUCUCCUGCCAUUUGCUCAUAGACCAGCGGGCAGUAAACCUGGCGGAGUUUGCUACCUUCGACCUGAUGUGUCGACUGCUUACUGCCACGUCGCUCCCAAUGCCCACCGUGCGGUAAUAAACGCAUCCUCUUUUGACGAAAAUGGACGCCCAAUGGAAGAGUGCCCACGCUCACACUUAGGAAUUUUAUCAGAUCUAGUGAAGGAAGAGACUAGUUUUUACCCUCUUGUUGGGUUUGAGGUGGAAGUCAUGUAUAUGCGGCGAAUACGACAGAAUGGCAAAUUGGUGAACUAUGAAAUCAUGGAUGAGCCCCAUUCACUUUACAGUAUGACGAACGAUGACUGGAAUCAACUGCCGAUGAUCGAGGCUACAGCCCGAGCAAUGUUAAAAGCAGGAAUUGCGAUAGACAAAUUCCACUCAGAACAUGCUCCCGGCCAAUGGGAAUUUGUCUUACCACCCGGAGCCCCUGUUGAUGCAGUUGAUAUGCUUCUCAAAGCACGCAGUAUCAUUUAUGAGGUGGCUGAACAAUACGAUCUAAAGGCAACCAUGUGUCCUAGGCCAUCCUGCCAGCAUCCCGGUAAUGGGAUGCAUGUCCACUUGUCGAUGAAUGCAGUUUUUGGUCGAGAUGUGAAAGACAGCGAAGCUUUCUUUGCCGGCAUUUUAGAGCACUUGCCUGCGGUAAUGGCCUUUAGCUUCUCUCAAGAGGCAAGCUACAGUCGUGUUGCGAGCGGGGUGAUGAGUGGUGGAGAAUACGUCUGCUGGGGCUGGGAAAACAAAGAUGCACCUUUGCGCCGUGUCGCGAUCAAUCGAUUUGAAAUAAAGUCGCUGGACGCUUUGGCAAACCCAUAUCUCGCGCUCUGUGGAAUCUUGGCAGCCGGAAUAGAUGGGAUGAGGAAGAAUCUUCAUCUUACAGCAAAAUCAUCUUUUUCCGCCGCGAAACUGUCGCACUCGGAAAGAGAAGAACUUGGAAUCAAAGUCAUGCUGCCUAAGUCGCUUUCUGAAAGCCUUGGUGCCCUUGAAGCCGACCGCACCCUCUGUGAUCUUGUUGGAGAUGCAAUCGUGAAUUUUUACGUUCCUUUCAAGCGGGGAGAAUUGGAGAUGUUUCAAAAAAUGACAGAUGAAGAAAAACACAAGUACCUUAUCGGUACAUAUUAG
Molecule: messenger RNA, 1338 nt
Organism: Penicillium soppii
Lineage: Eukaryota; Fungi; Ascomycota; Eurotiomycetes; Eurotiales; Aspergillaceae
Exons: 1
Coding region: 1-1338 (445 amino acids)
Molecular function (GO): glutamine synthetase activity
Source: RefSeq, a predicted model, not a curated record